UACCACGGAUCGGGCGGAGCACACGACGCUUUCGGACACCACCACACUGCCUUCUCCACUCGUCUCUCUCGUCACGAUAGCGACUUGUUCCUCCAAUCCAUGGCGCCUCCGCCGCGGCGAAACCCCGACGGCAACGGCAGCAGGCGGAAGCACGAGGAGCCGUGGCUCGCCGCGGGCAUCCGCCCGGCCAACUUCCUCCCGGGCCUGGCCAUCGGGUUCCUGCUCGGCCUGCUCCUGGACCUGUCCUCCUCCUGGCGACCCAGGUUCAGCCUCGGCCCGGCCCCGCCUGCCUCGGCGUCACGCGGCUCCAAGCGGUCCGGCGGCUCGUCCGCCGCCCCGGGUGAAGAGCUUAAGAUGGUUCUAGUAGUGCGUCAGGACCUGAAAAUGGGAGCUGGAAAAAUAGCGUCUCAAUGUGCCCAUGCAGCAACUGGACUUUAUGCGGAGCUGUUGGCAAGCAACCGGGGCCUUUUGAGACAAUGGGAACAAUUCGGACAAGCUAAGAUUGUCCUGGCAUGCAAGAACCAACAGGACAUGAACAGGAUAAAAGAAAGUGCAGAACACCGAGGUAUCCCUACUUUUGUUGUUGCAGAUGCAGGACGCACACAGGUACUGGCUGGGUCUAAGACAGUUCUCGCAGUAGGGCCAGGGAGGAAAGCCGACAUAGACACAGUUACUGGGAUGCUGCGCUUACUAUUCUCCCUUAGAGAUACCAACCUCGUUCUCCGGGAGUUCGAGAAAUGUGGUGUUAUAUUGAGACACCACUCCGGUCCAAGAGAGGGUAAUUGGAUCCACAUAUUAUACCAGCACUCCUACGAUGCACGGAAAGCCCUCCAAAGGAACGGUAUCCAGCUAAGCAGCGGCGUCAUAAUUGGAGUAAAGCAUAUUGAUCCAACACACCGGCAGCAGCUGGAUGACCGGUUCACUGGAAUCAAUCAGGGACGCUUCAUGGUUUCCCUGCCUUCAAAAUCACUUGCUCUGAAGAGCACGGGUGCAUCAAACCAGUUAGGAGCCUUGCCGCGCCCGUAUGAUCCGAAGUCUUCCACAAACGUUGUCAGAGAUGCAGGGCGUCGCGCAACUGGCAGUGUUGCCGCUCCAGCAAAAUCUAUUGUAACGAACGUGAUGGACCUGAUAUUUGGCAUUUAGUUUGCCAGAUCAGGAACCUCCUUUCGGUGUUUGAUCCUGUUGUGUGAUCAGUGUCGUCUCAUGGUGGAUGUGUGAGUGGGCGAGGUUGUCUGUGUUGCCAAAGGUUCGGGAGCAAAUUUGAGAGAAAAACUGGAGAGUAAAAUUUUAUUUUCUUUGGCAAUGUAACAAUUAUAAAUGUGCAAUUUUUCAUGUUUAUGUUAUGAUCUGCCAAAGUGUGGGCGGCUUGUGUA
Lolium perenne is the source of this 1373-nucleotide messenger RNA. Its product is annotated as nuclear pore complex protein NUP35. Gene Ontology annotation, molecular function: structural constituent of nuclear pore; peptidyl-tRNA hydrolase activity; phospholipid binding. Gene Ontology annotation, cellular component: cytosol; mitochondrion; nuclear membrane. The record is from RefSeq and is a predicted model, not a curated record. Lineage: Eukaryota; Viridiplantae; Streptophyta; Magnoliopsida; Poales; Poaceae. Gene Ontology annotation, biological process: nuclear pore organization; NLS-bearing protein import into nucleus.